Messenger RNA from Silurus meridionalis, 1535 nucleotides. RefSeq lists its product as uncharacterized. Bases 439 to 966 code for a protein of 175 amino acids. Lineage: Eukaryota; Metazoa; Chordata; Actinopteri; Siluriformes; Siluridae. The record is from RefSeq and is a predicted model, not a curated record. The transcript is spliced from 8 exons.
GUGAAAGGUGCUGGCUGCGCCUCCGCGUCGGAAAGGACAGAAGACACACCUCAGACACACACACACACACACACACGCACAAGGGGGCGAGCGCAUCAGAUCACAAACCAGUUUUCUUCCCGCAUCAGAGAGAGAGAGACAGAGCCAGAGAACCGAUACACAGGCUUUAUUGUAUUGUGAUUUGUGUGGAACGACGACUGUAAGGUUGAAUACAGUGACUGUGUCGCAGUGUGAAUCCGAGGCGUUUACCAGCUGCUUCCUGUCCUGUCAGUGUGAGAGCGAAGUCCUGCUGCUGCUGCUGCUGCUGCUUGUAACCGACAGUAAAGCAGGACAGGAAGUGAAGAAGGACAGGAAGUGUGUGGUGUCAGAGACGCACACCAGACGUUGUCCAUUAACAAUGACAUCUCGCUGACGCCGUCAUCCCAGCCUUGUGUUGACAUGGCAACAGGAAGGAAAAGCUCCACGUCUAAAGGCGGAGGUGUUCAUUUCCCAGACGAGACGGAGGACGAUGUGCUCAGCGAGAGCGGCGACGACACGCAGCAUGACAAGAUCAUCACCGCCAUCGCUGAACCUGAUGGAACCUACCUGGUCAAGGCAGGAUUCCUGAAAAUCCUACAUAAAUACGAGAUCACCUUCUUGAUCCCGCAAGUCCCCACUUUAGGAAAAGACAGCAUGCUCUCUCCAGCGCUACGUGCCACGCCCAAACCGCGCCUUCGUGCCACCCACAUCGUACCCUGCCCUGAAGGAGGAGUGAAAGUAGUGUGUGAGUACAGCGCUCAGCAGGAAGGAGUGGUGCAGGAUGAGCUCACACUCAUCAACAGAAGCAGGAGAGACAGCAGCGUUAAAGUCAGAGUGCACGCCAGAGUGAUGGAUCGCCAUCACGGCACGCCCAUGCUGCUGGAGGGAGUGCGCUGUCUGGGAACUGAGGAGAUCUCGUCCAAAACCAACGACAAAAAGUAUAUCUGAACAGUCGCUGUGUCCUUACAGAUCUCAGCAGGUGGACGGUGAGGAGCAAAUGAGCGCAGAGAACAUAACUCGGAACACAAUCGACUCUUCAUCACGAUCCUGCAUGAACGUGAUCUUUCAGGGUUCCUAUAAAUACAAAUCUGAUUGUAAUUACUUCAAAAAGUAAAAAAAAAUUGAUGGUUGUCAGGAAAAUGUAGAGCGAGUGUUAUAUUUUGCAUUACCUGAUCCGUGCCUCUUAAAGCAGGGAGCAGGGAGUUAGUGAUGUGUGUUGGAAUGAUUCUACACACGGACAUGGUGACAUUCAUUUUGGGGUUCACUUCAAAGAUAAUUAAGUAAAGAGUGCAUGCAAACCUCACCAUAUAACACACUUACACACACGUCUCACAGUUAUAACAGUUAUAAAGCAAUACUUUCCACUUAUUCGUCAUGCGUUUCCAAUUGUUUUAAACCAUAACCAUUGCCAGCACAAACCCUGAUUAAUAAACAGAAAUGUUCCUUUAAGAAGGAGAAAACUAUCAAAACUACGAAGAGUGUUAAGUAUAUAUCAAGAAUAAAGCAUUUACAAUGAA